ACGAUAAAAAUAAAGAUGAAUUAAGAAAUGCUUGUUUAACCAUUAUUCCAAAAUCUCUUAUCCAUGUUAUCUUAUAUCUAUGAUAAGAGAGAUUUUCCCAUGCCCAUUAACAUUGUAAAGAUGCAGACCAACGAUCUGGAUCAUGAGUUAGUGUAGCAAAAGGCAGCAAGCAGAUUGAGUGAGCCUCCCUUAGAAAUGCUCUAUCUUAAAGGGCCGUCGUACUUUCUCUUAUCCUAUUUAUAUUUCGUUCCAAACGUCUCUCUCAAUCGAAUCUAAUCCUCUACGACGACCGAAGCCACCAUUUUUCUUGCCAUUUUCUUCUUUCUUCAAUUCUCAUCUCCUUCCUUGCCUGCGUGUCUACUCUUUCUAGGUACUCCGCUCUGAUCAAAGAACAAUGUGGGCCCUAACGUACGGAAAAACCGGCGACGUUGAGACCGGUGCUCGACUCCUCCAACCGAUGAUGCUCGAGAGCCAAGAGCUGCGGUGGGCCUUCAUUAGGAAGAUAUACUCCAUCAUCAUCGUCCAGAUGCUGCUGACCAUUGCCGUCGCUGCAAUAGUCGUCACCGUCCGCCCCAUCUCGAACUUCGUCUUGUCGAGGCCUGGGCUGGGCCUCUACAUCUUCAUCAUCAUCCUGCCGUUCAUCGUUCUAUGUCCUCUGUAUUACUAUUCUCAGCGGCAUCCUGUGAAUUUUCUUCUCCUUGGCCUGUUUACAGUGUCUAUUAGCUUCACCGUCGGGCUGUCGUGUGCAUUCACCGUCGGGAAGGUUAUUUUAGAAUCUGUUAUUUUAACGACUGUGGUGGUCAUAAGCCUCACACUCUACACGUUCUGGGCUGCUAGGAGAGGCCAAGAUUUCAACUUCCUUAGAACGCUCGUGUUUUCUACCAUAUCGGUGCUGAUGUUGUUCAUCGUCAUCCAGAUCUUCUUCCCAAUGGGUAAACUAUCAGUGAUGAUAUAUAGCGGCCUGAUGAAGCACUACAAAUAUGAUGAGUAUAUAUGGGCCUCUGUCACUUUGUAUCUCGACAUCCUUAACCUUUUCUUGGCACUGCUUUCACUCUUCAGAGCUAAGAGUAGAUGAUACUUGAAUUAGACAAAAGCAAGGUACUUUGGUGUGCCUCUUUGAUGCAAGCCCAAUUCAAGGCGAACGCCCAACCCAUCAACUAGGCGCAAGCCUCAGUAUUCAACCAUUAUUUCUAGCCCAAGUGCAUUCAUGAUGCAUGGCUUUGGGACUAUGUUGUAUGCUUGGAAAAUAAAAAGUUUGAAAUUGAAGUACGAAUUGGAAAUGUAUCUGGAAUUAUUU
Messenger RNA from Magnolia sinica, 1297 nucleotides. RefSeq names its product protein LIFEGUARD 4-like. The record is from RefSeq and is a predicted model, not a curated record. Gene Ontology annotation, cellular component: membrane. The transcript has 4 exons. The coding region runs from base 395 to 1075 and encodes 226 amino acids. NCBI's taxonomy places the organism in Eukaryota, Viridiplantae, Streptophyta, Magnoliopsida, Magnoliales, Magnoliaceae.